AUGACUAAUUUAGUGGAGCAGCUCCGAAAGGAGGUAGAUGCCCUCGACGAGUGUGGUUCUUCCAGUCUAGAUGAGCUAAUGAAGGGAUCCAAUGAAUUUCUUGCUGAUCUCAAAAUGCUCGAAUCAGAGCUUGAAACCGCCCCGGCACCCUCUGAGGUGGUUACCUCGUUAGAGAAAUCGUCUGCCCGGUGGUACAAGAAGUCAAUUGCUAAUUUGAAAGGCUACAAUGGUCAAAUCAACAAAUUUCUGAAGAAUGUGGUCAAUAGCUCCAAGUUUGCCGUGGACUUGGAUGAAGCUUACAGUUUCCCUCUCAUGAUUAAUUCGUCACCCGUGAAAGAAGUGGCGCCAGUUACGCUUUCUGGAAUGACUGAGAAGGAACUUUUGAAAGUGAAGAGGCUGCAAAAUCGUGGCGAGAUGAUGAAAAGCAUAAUGCUUCAUUUACUUAAGAUUGGACAUGGAGCUGCAGUAGUGGAUCUCUAUCCGGAGGUCGAUGUGGCUGACGAAAUCGACCCACAGAUGCUCGAACAUUUCAUAAUACUCAACGGAAUAGUCGACGAUAUCAAGGUGAAGCAUGACUUGUCAAGGGUGCUUGAGUGGCUAGAUGAGAAGGAGCAGCUGGCUCUGCGUGCUCACUACGAGAGUAUCCUGUUUAAGUUCCACAUGCUCCAAUUCGCACUCUUGCUUGCGGGAGAUCCAUCGAAGGAGGCCCCUUUCGGCAUCGACUCGGCUUUGGCUGCUUAUACUUAUGCUAAAGAUCGAUUUGGUAGAUUCUUCAAGGACUACGUCAACGAGAUCUCACCUGUAAUGACACUCUUAUUGUUCAAGUCUCCGGAUGCUACCAACGAUGGGACAUCUCAACUUCAGGAAAACUUCAAAGUUAAGAUUAUUCAAACUUUUGCCCAACAUAGAGAGAAGGAUAAGCGGCAUUCCAAAGAGAGCAAGUUUAUUGGAGACAUCUUAGCGUGCUUCGACUCGCUCCACAGCAAUCAGAUGCUUUUCAGCACCUUAGCUAAUGAGUUUGUAGCUCAGUACUGUGGAGACAUGGCACUUUCGAGUGAAUCGUCGUUGUUCCAGGCCAUGCUUGCAGGUUUCAUCAACUUACCAAAUUUCUACAAGUACACGAAACUCCAGCGGCGUCUCAGUCGUACCAAGGACGACUUCACAUCAACACUGCAACACGCAAUUGAUCUUCCGUUCCAAUUACCUGACAAGAACCAGUUUUUGUUUAAUUAUCAUCCAAUAUUCAUCUGCCCCGUAUCCAAGGAGCAACUUGUUCCUGUGAGCACUGUGGUGGCAGUUACUGAAGACGACAUGCGUGACCGCAAACGGAAGCCUAUCCUUGUUUCUCCAAACGAGAAAUUGGUGCCCAUGGCAAAUCCAGUGGUGGUGUUUGAUCAUUGUCGACACUUGGCACUCAAGGAUAGUGUGCGCAACUUGUCGAAGGGAGGAUCCGAGGUGUUCAAAUGCCACUACUGUUACAAGAAACACAAACUUCUGGAUGUUUCGGAUGCGUACUUCAUUGACUUGUGA
Sungouiella intermedia is the source of this 1530-nucleotide messenger RNA. The record is from the annotation of a GenBank genome assembly. Lineage: Eukaryota; Fungi; Ascomycota; Pichiomycetes; Serinales; Metschnikowiaceae.